CAAGUGCUCUGCAGAAGAGGGCCCUUGUGGUUCCUACCACUAGGCAUUUCAUUUGUGUCUUGCGGGACUUGUAGUUUAAUGACGCAACAACUUACUAUGGUUUUAGGGCAACGAUAAGACUGAAAAACUACAAUAUCCAUGUUAUUAUCGCUGGAUGCAUUUAGCGUUUCCAUGAGGCAGGGUUACCAUUAGUAUUUUAAACAUGGACUUUACAAAAUGUUUUAUGACAAGAGGCAGCUGAAUCUUGUAUUUAAACGUAUUUUAUACAUUGUCCCUUAGAGAUACCGACUUAUAUCCAAAUUCAGUUUAGAAACAGGUUGUCUUUGAUGUAACGUUAGUGGCAUAGUUAGCUGGUGAGGCACCUAGCAUCGUCGAUCACAAAAUGUUGUUGGAUGUUUUACAAGGAGCAGAUGCAGGAACUUUCAUCAUAUUUCUAGACACUGCCAAUUUUUCGGGUCGCUGCCUACUUAAGAGUUAUAUAAAUACUGCACUGAAACGGGAAGACGUGGUCCAUGUGCUUGAGUUCGAAGUGAGCGAGGAGGAACUGCGUGAUGGCUUGGACAGUCAGUGUGGCCGAAGGAUGCAUUUCCAUGGUGGAUUUGCAGACCCUUUGGGCUGGAUGAAGCGUUCAUCAUUCAACGUUCAUCAAUUCAUCUCUCAGGAUUUAUCAACCCUUCUUACACAAACACAGCAAUCCAGAUCUGCAGUCUUGGUCAUGGACUCCCUCUCAUGGCUUCUGAGACACCUUGAUCCUGUAGUUGUCUGCCAACGAUUGCAAGAGCUAAAGAGAGGGGGUGCUGUUAAAACCAUCAUAGGGCUACUGCACUCUGACCUGCACCAGACUAGUGUGGUGGAAAGUGUCUGCCACUUGGCCUCCACAGUCAUCUCACUGGCACCCUGGACGAAGGGGCCGUGGGCUUUAGCCAAGACAACAAAACGCACAAAAUCAGGAAAAGUUCUUCAAGAGGAAGAGCUCUUUAGUGUCCAGGAGGAUCUGACCAUCACUGUGCACAGCAAAGUCAGCCAUGCCGUGCCGACACAGGCAGAGCCUGACUCUGAGGCCGAUCCGACAGCCAACCUCACCUUUAACCUUCACCUGUCAGAAAUGGAGAGAGAGGCUAAAGAGAAAGUGGCCUUACCCUUUGUCUUCAGUCACGAAAAGAAAUCUGCUCUACUCAAUCCGGGACAAGGAGCAGGUCGAAUUCUGUAUGAGCCAGAUGAAAAUGAUGACUUUGAUCAAGAAGAUCCUGAUGAGGACCUUGAUGUCUGAGGAUGCACACAGGCAAAAAUGACCUUGUUAUAUUUAAAAUAUGAACUUAACCAGGGCAUGUACCAGUAAUGAGUUUGUACCAUGAUGAACAGUUGUUACUGAAGAUCCCAAUGGUUUCCCCUCCUGGCUGAUGUGGUAGCAAACUGGAUGUUUUUUUUUUUUAUUACUAUUAUUAUUAUUAUCAUUAUUAUUAUUAUUAUUAUUAUUAUUCUAGCUGUAGAUCACCACAUGAUGGUGCUGUGCUUCAUAGUGAAGGCAUUUGCCAUAUUUCAUUCAUUUACCACAAGUGAUGUUUAUGAUUUUCCCAGAUGGCUAAAAUGUUUUUUAGAAUACUGGCAAAGGGUCUGCUGAUUAUUAAGUAAAUCUGCUUUGUGGAAAGCCCUCCUGCAGUCUGUAACCUGCGUUGUAGUUGGGAACAAACCUGUAGAAGUUUAUUUUGCCACGGAAGUCUAUAUCUUGAGUCAGAGGAUAUGUUAUUCAGUUUAUGUAUGUUAUUCAGUUUAUGUAUGUAAUCAGCGAUAUCCAACUGUUGACAUCCUGAAUGAAAACUGAUGUUUUGCGCCAGUAUCAAGAAUUAUGUUUGGGAAUUCUGUACCCCAAUCCUAAGUGCCAAUUCUUUCAUUUUAGGAUUUGAAGGUGUCAGAACGGCAACUCAAAUUAUACAGUAUACUUUUUCUGCUUCAUCAACACGUUUGUUUAUUUGAUUGAAAUAUUAACACAAUGUCAUAGGGGGAAAUUGGUGAAAGGGUCCCUCCCCACCAAGCCAUGUAUACAGAUGGAAGCGAACAAUGACUCACACUCUUCUUUGGUGUCACUCCCCCAAACAUACACACACACACACACGCACACACUCAAUAACUCCAACUCAAAGCUGUUUGCUCAGCUUGCGACUCUGCCUCUCACGCCCCUCAAAGGCAGUUUUGGAGUCGCGCAUCUCGUCCAGUAGUCGCCUCAUGCGGACCAUGUCCAGUUGAGCGGUCUCACACUCUUCCCGCAGCUCCCCCAUCUCCUCGCGCAGAUGUGCGGCGGCCGCAGACAGAUGUUCGGCCCGAUCGCUGCACUGGGACUGCACACGCCUCGCCUCUGCCAGCAGGGACUCCACGCUGCUCACCACGGACUCCACCUGAGACGCAGACAUCCCCUGCAGUGACACACACAGACGAGAAAGACUGAAGUUUACACUGAAAUGAUUAGGAAUAGAUUAGGCUCCAACAGUGAAGGCUUUUGUGUGAUCAACGACAUUUAAUGUGGAGCUUUAUGGAAAUGUGCCUUCAUUAGGAUCUGAAGACAGGUUCAGGCAACUUGUUUGCGCUCAGACAAUUGUACUUAAAAUAUAAAGCUUCUAUGCAACUACAUAUCCAUCAAAAUUAGGUUUAGGGGUAUCCUGAGCCACUA
This is a messenger RNA of Alosa sapidissima (American shad), 2665 nucleotides long. RefSeq names its product elongator acetyltransferase complex subunit 5 (gene elp5). Bases 383 to 1270 code for a protein of 295 amino acids. Gene Ontology annotation, molecular function: tRNA binding. Gene Ontology annotation, biological process: tRNA wobble uridine modification. Lineage: Eukaryota; Metazoa; Chordata; Actinopteri; Clupeiformes; Clupeidae. The record is from RefSeq and is a predicted model, not a curated record. The transcript has 8 exons. Gene Ontology annotation, cellular component: cytosol; nucleus; elongator holoenzyme complex.